Messenger RNA from Fusarium keratoplasticum, 1302 nucleotides. RefSeq lists its product as uncharacterized. Lineage: Eukaryota; Fungi; Ascomycota; Sordariomycetes; Hypocreales; Nectriaceae. The transcript has 3 exons. The coding region runs from base 1 to 1302 and encodes 433 amino acids. The record is from RefSeq and is a predicted model, not a curated record.
AUGGCGCUUUAUCCAUUUGAGAAAUACCUUAUCGCUCGCGGCGCCUUGAUGGUCGUGACGGCCUGGAUCCCUGCCUGCAUCCUCUUCUUCUGCGCUCUCUGCUUGACCCGUCGUCGCAAGGAUCCCGCGAGAACGGCAUUCACCUACCUCAAGCUUGCUCUGCCUGUGUUCGCCGGCUAUGCCUUCUUCGAAGUUUGUACAGCCGCCCUGACCGUCGCCGCAGUGCGAGCACGAAACGACGAUUACUACUACGACUCGUACGAUGCCAUCAAUGCAAUUCAAAUCACCUCCAGCAGCACCAGCGUCAUCGCCAACUUCUUUGACAAGAUUGUCGACAUCCUCGUAAUGAUCAUGCUCCUGCGCAUCAGCACCGGCAUCGUCAUCGCCCAGUCCGGCCAUGCUGGUCCGAUUGGAAAGAUCCUGCGACUUGGGUCCUACGCUUUUGGCUCCCUGCUGGCCAUCUUGACAAUUGCUGUUCUCGGUCUUCAGAUUCGUUUCCUCGCUGCCUUUUACGGCGAUUCUAUUUAUGUUGGUGAAUCAGACCAGGUGCCAGGUGAGGAUGCGUUCAACAAGGCCCGGCAGAUUGACUUUUCGUUCCGCGUCUUGGUCUUUGUUGCGGCGCUUGGAAUUGUCGCCCGAUCAGUAAUGGUCAAGAUGCAGCCAAAGGCCGAGAAGACCCUCUCCUGGUGCUCGACGAUGCUCAUCGCCAUGUCCGUCGCCUGGCUCCUGCGCACGACCUACACCAUGGCAUCCAUCGCUGCCUGGUCCGACUUUUCUAAUAGCAGAAGAGACAGUUACGAGUACUACUACAACAUCCUUGAUGUUGUCUUUGGCGUCUGGCCGCAAUUCACCGUCCUCUGCAUGGUCUUUGCCUUGGGUACCGCCAAGAGCAACGGGCUCUGGUCUACUCCCCAGCCUUUCAAUGCUCCACAGGGCAACCAACAGACUGCUUGGGGAUACUCUUACAAUAAUGGUCCUCAGCCGACUGCGCCUCCAAUGGUCCAGCAGCAGCCUCAGUUCCAACAGCCCCAACAGCAGCAGUUCCAGCAACCGCCGCAACAACAGUAUCAGCAACCACAACAGCAGCAGUAUCAACAACAAUAUCAGCAGCCGCAACCGGUAUCUCCAGUCCAACAAGGCUGGCAGCCACAGCAGCCUCAGCAAACAUACAGCGCGUACACCCCCUCCACCCAGACCAGGUCACCGCCUCCCCACGAGGAGACCAUGGGCUUCAACCACCAAGCCGACGGCACCCCUCCAUCAGCUUCACCUCAGCCAUACGGAAACAAGGCUAGCAUGUAA